UCUUGUUUUCUGAAGAAGAAGAAAACAAACAAGAAAGAAAAAAAUGCAGCCAAAUCCUCUUUUUCUUGUUCUGUUUUUCCUCUGUUUCUCAAUCGGGUCGGGUUCGGGUCAAACCAACGAUCUUCAAACUCUCCUCGAAGUAAAGAAGUCUCUCGUCACAAACCCAAAAGAUGAAAACGUUCUCCGAGAUUGGAAUUCCGAUGCUGAUCCCAAUUUCUGUAACUGGACCGGCGUCACGUGCGGUGGUCGUGUAAUCAUCGGUUUAAAUCUAUCCAAUUUAGCCUUAACCGGUUCGAUUUCUCCUUCGAUUGGCCGGUUUACUAACCUAACCCACCUCGACCUGUCAUCAAACCGACUCACCGGUCCCAUCCCAACUACUCUCUCCAACCUCUCUUCUUCCUUGGAAUCUUUGCAUCUCUUCUCUAACCAACUCAGUGGCGAGAUUCCGAGUCAACUCGACUCGCUCGUGAAACUCAAAUCGUUAAAACUCGGAGACAACGAGCUCGUCGGAUCGAUCCCGGAGACGUUUGGUAGCCUCGUCAAUCUCCAGACACUUGCUUUAGCUUCGUGUAGACUCACCGGUUCGAUACCGAGUCAACUCGGUCGACUCGUUCGUAUCCAGGCUUUGAUUCUGCAAGAUAACUACCUCGAAGGACCGAUCCCGCCUGAGUUAGGUAACUGCACCGACCUCGUUUUGUUCACCGCGGCGUUGAAUCGCCUCAACGGAUCGUUACCGGCGGAGCUGAGUCAACUCGUGAACAUUCAGAUACUCAAUCUGGGAAACAACAGCUUCUCCGGUGAGAUACCGAGUCAACUCGGUGAUCUGCGCAAUCUCCAAUACCUUAAUUUGGUUGGUAACAAGCUUCAAGGUCCGAUUCCGAAGAGAUUAACCGAAUUGGUGAAUCUUCAAACCCUUGAUUUAUCGAAGAAUGAUCUCACCGGAGAAAUACAUGAAGAGUUCUGGAACAUGAGUCAGCUUGUGUAUUUGGUUCUAGCGAACAAUCCUCUCUCUGGUUCAUUACCAAAGAGCUUAUGUUCUAACAGCACAAGCUUGAAGCAACUGGUUUUGUCUGAAACUCAGCUUUCCGGCGAAAUUCCGGCGGAAAUCAGCAAAUGCCAGUCAUUAACAGCGCUUGAUUUGUCCAACAAUACGCUUGUCACCGGUCAAAUCCCGGAUUCGUUGUUUCACCUCGUAGAACUCACGAAUCUGUAUUUUCACAACUGUAGCUUGAAGGGCACGUUAUCUCCAUCGAUAUCAAACCUCACGAAUCUACAAGAGCUUGCUCUGUCUCACAAUGACUUGGAAGGCAAGUUACCUAAAGAAAUCGGAUUGCUCAGCAAAUUGGAAGUUCUGUAUCUAUACAAAAAUCGUUUCUCCGGUGAGAUACCGUUUGAGAUUGGGAACUGCACGAAUCUGAAGUCGAUUGAUAUGUUUGGGAAUCAUUUCAGUGGAGAGGUUCCUUCUUCAAUCGGAAGAUUAAAAGAGCUUACUUGGCUUCACUUGAGAGAGAACGAGCUUGUGGGCAACAUUCCCGCCACUUUAGGUAACUGUCACAAACUAACUGUUUUGGAUUUAGCGGAUAAUCAGCUCUCGGGUUCGAUUCCUUCCUCGUUCGGGUUCUUGAAAUCGCUAAAAGAGCUCAUGCUUUACAACAACUCUCUCCAUGGGAACCUUCCCAAGUCGCUUAUCAACCUCAAGAACCUCACAAGAAUCAACUUUUCAAGCAACAAGCUCAAUGGCUCGAUUAGUCCGUUGUGUGGCUCAAGCUCUUACCUCUCCUUUGAUGUCACGGACAAUGGAUUUGAAGGAGACAUACCUCUUCAGCUAGGGAAGUCUCUGAAUCUUGAUCGGUUAAGGUUAGGGAAGAAUCAAUUCACAGGAAGAAUCCCUUGGACUUUUGGGAAGAUCCAAGAGCUUUCUUUGUUGGAUAUCUCAAGCAAUUCUCUCACUGGAAUCUUACCGGUAGAGCUCGGUUUGUGCAAGAAGCUGACACACAUUGAUCUCAACGAUAACUUCCUUUCAGGGCUUAUACCUUCAUGGCUCGGCAAGCUUCGAUUGUUAGGUGAGCUCAAGCUUUCUUCUAAUCAGUUUACAGGGUCACUCACUAAAGAGAUUUGCAACCUAACCAAGCUUCUCGUGUUAUCUCUUGAUGGAAACAAACUCAACGGCUCGAUUCCACAAGAGAUUGGAAACUUGGAAGCUCUCAAUGUACUUAACCUUGGAAAGAAUCAGAUUUCAGGUCCUCUUCCUUCAGAGAUAGGCAAGCUGAGCAAGCUUUAUGAGCUUCGGUUAUCGAGAAACAUGUUAACCGGAGAAAUCCCGGUUGAGAUUGGACAGCUACAAGAUCUUCAAAGUGCUUUAGAUCUCAGCUACAAUAACUUCACCGGAGACAUUCCAUCGACGAUCUCGACGUUACAUAAGCUUGAAGCCCUUGAUCUGUCUCACAAUCAACUUGUCGGAGAAGUUCCUGGCCAAAUCGGAGAUAUGAAGAGUUUAGGAUAUCUCAACGUCUCUUACAACAAUCUUGAAGGAAAGUUAAAGAAACAAUUCAUUAAAUGGCAAGCAGAUGCGUUUGCAGGCAAUGCAGGUCUUUGUGGAAGCCCUCUUAGUCACUGCAACAGAGCUGGCUUGAACAAGAAGCAACAAGGUCGUAGCGCCAAAACCGUGGUUAUAAUCUCUGCAAUUUGUUCAUUAGCAGCGAUUGCUUUGAUGGUACUUGUGAUCGUCCUCUUCUUCAAGCAAAGUCAUGAUCUUUUCAAGAAAGGCCGAGGAGGAAACAGCAAGUUCUCAUCAAACUCUUCUUCUUCUUCUUCACAAGCUCCUCUGUUUAGGAAUGGAGCUGCAAAGUCGGAUAUAAAGUGGGAAGACAUUAUGGAAGCUACACAUUACCUUAACGACGAGUUCAUGAUUGGAUCAGGAGGGUCAGGGAAAGUUUACAAAGCGGAUUUGGAGAAUGGUGAGACCAUUGCUGUGAAGAAGAUUCUUUGGAAAGAUGAUUUGAUGUCAAACAAGAGCUUUAACAGAGAAGUUAAGACACUUGGAACAAUCAGACACAGGCACUUGGUUAAGCUGAUGGGUUACUGUAGUAGCAAAGCAGAAGGCUUGAACCUGUUGAUUUACGAGUACAUGGAGAACGGAAGCGUUUGGGAUUGGCUUCAAACAAAGAAGAAGAAGAAGAAGAAGGAGGUUCUUGAUUUGGAAACAAGAUUGAAAAUUGCAGUUGGUUUGGCUCAAGGAGUAGAGUAUCUUCAUUUUGAUUGUGUUCCUCCGAUGGUUCACCGUGAUAUUAAGUCCAGUAAUGUGCUUCUUGAUUCUAACAUGGAAGCACAUUUAGGAGAUUUCGGACUCGCCAAAAUACUAACUGAGAGUUAUGACACCAACACAGAAUCAAACUCUUUGUUUGCAGGCUCUUAUGGCUACAUCGCUCCAGAGUAUGCUUACUCGUUGAAGGCGACUGAGAAGAGCGAUGUUUACAGUAUGGGGAUAGUGUUGAUGGAGAUUGUGACUGGUAAAAAGCCAACAGAUCAGGAAGUGUUUGGUGAAGAGACGGAUAUGGUUAGAUGGGUAGAGACGGUUCUUGAAUUGCCUGCUGCUAGAGAGAAGCUGAUUGAUUCAGAGCUUAAGCCGCUUUUACCUCGCCAAGAAGAAGCAGCUUAUCAGGUUCUUGAAAUAGCACUUCAGUGCACAAGAACGUAUCCUCAGGAGAGACCAUCUUCAAGACAGGCUUGUGAUUGUCUUCUCAAUGUCGUCAAGAAUAGAGCUGCUAGUUAUAGGGAGAUGCAUACUGAUUCUGAGAAAUGAUUAUGGAGAUGCGAUACUUAGUAAUCUCUGUUUUGCUUGAGAGUAGAUUGCUGCAAUUGUUUGUGUAGACAU
This is a messenger RNA of Eutrema salsugineum, 3874 nucleotides long. RefSeq names its product LRR receptor-like serine/threonine-protein kinase GSO2. The coding region runs from base 44 to 3802 and encodes 1252 amino acids. Lineage: Eukaryota; Viridiplantae; Streptophyta; Magnoliopsida; Brassicales; Brassicaceae. Gene Ontology annotation, biological process: protein phosphorylation. The record is from RefSeq and is a predicted model, not a curated record. The transcript is spliced from 2 exons. Gene Ontology annotation, molecular function: ATP binding; receptor serine/threonine kinase binding; protein kinase activity.